Messenger RNA from Manihot esculenta (cassava), 2216 nucleotides. RefSeq names its product serine/threonine protein phosphatase 2A 57 kDa regulatory subunit B' beta isoform. Gene Ontology annotation, biological process: signal transduction. Gene Ontology annotation, cellular component: protein phosphatase type 2A complex. The transcript is spliced from 2 exons. The coding region runs from base 464 to 1933 and encodes 489 amino acids. The record is from RefSeq and is a predicted model, not a curated record. Gene Ontology annotation, molecular function: protein phosphatase regulator activity. NCBI's taxonomy places the organism in Eukaryota, Viridiplantae, Streptophyta, Magnoliopsida, Malpighiales, Euphorbiaceae.
CCUCUCUCAAUCGUCCUCCUCUCUCUAAAAUUAUCUCAUGCUCUCUCUCGGUCUCCCUCUAACAUUUCUCUUGUUUUUUAUUUCUCUCUGUCCUCUUCACGGUGUCUCAAUCGGAUCAUCUCCGCCGUCCGCUCACCUGACCAGCAUUCCGGCGAUUCAUAUCAAAUGACUUGCUAUUUGGGUUCGCGUAAGGGAAAAUUCUAUUUGCGGUUCGGUAUGCAAAUCGGUAAAAUUUCUAUCCCAUUAUUAUCUUAAAUCUAUUUGCUUAUGAUUUGUUAUGGCUGGAUCAAUCAUUUAAUUCGAUCCGCUUCCGAGGGUGGCUUUUAUUCAAUGAUUGCCUAUUGAUCCAUUGAAGUUCCAUCGAGCAUUACCACCACCUCCGCACCGUUUCAUUACGGUUAUUCCCGGCGCAAAAACAAUUAGAGCUAUCAAUUUGAGGGUUAGGGUUUGUUUGCUUUGAGUAAUGUUGAAGAAAAUUAUAAAAGGUGGGCACAAAAAGCCCUCUAAAUCUGAUGGUCACGAUCAUGGGUUUGGGCCACCGGGGUCGGGACCUGCAUCAAAUGUGGUGGUUAACCAUGCGUCUCGGCCGUCCCAUGCCCCUGAAGGUCCCCACAAUGGCACGAUGGUCGUGGCUCCGCCGCCAAUGAAUUCGAUAGAAAUCCUUCCACACUUCCGGGAUGUGCCAGUAUCAGAGCGACAACACCUGUUUCUUCGGAAGCUUCAGGUCUGUUGCUUCCAAUUGGAUUUCAGCGAUACGCUGAGAUCGGUGCGAGAGAAGGAAAUCAAGAGACAGACUUUGUUGGAAUUGGUCGAUUUUAUUCAAUCCGGCUCGGGAAAAAUCACUGAGACCUGUCAAGACGGAAUGAUUAGAAUGAUUUCGGUGAAUAUAUUCCGGUGUUUGCCCCCAGCUGCUUAUGAGAACACCGGGCAAGAAGUUUCAGAUCCUGAAGAGGAGGAGCCUUAUCUGGAACCAUCGUGGCCUCAUUUGCAGCUUGUUUAUGAGCUUCUUUUAAGAUAUGUUGUCUCGUCAGAUACAGACACAAAGGUCGCCAAGAGGUAUAUUGAUCAUUGUUUUGUGUUGAAAUUGCUAGAUUUGUUUGAUUCUGAGGAUCCUCGCGAGAGAGAGUAUUUGAAGACGAUUCUUCAUAGGAUUUAUGGCAAAUUUAUGGUGCAUCGCCCAUUUAUUAGGAAAGCAAUAAACAAUAUAUUUUAUCGGUUUGUUUAUGAGACUGAGAGGCACAGUGGGAUAGGAGAACUACUGGAGAUUCUAGGGAGCAUUAUAAAUGGUUUUGCCCUGCCAAUGAAAGAAGAGCAUAAGCUGUUUCUUGUAAGGGCGCUUAUACCACUGCAUAAACCAAAGCCAGUUUCUAUAUACCAUCAGCAGCUGUCUUAUUGUAUUGUCCAGUUCGUUGAAAAGGAUUACAAGCUUGCAGAUACAGUUAUAAGGGGUUUGUUGAAGUUUUGGCCUCUGACUAAUUGUCAGAAGGAAGUUCUCUAUCUUGGAGAACUUGAAGAAGUGCUGGAGGCAACACAGUCUGCAGAGUUUCAACGCUGCAUAGUUCCUCUUUUCAGACAGAUUGCUCGCUGCCUCACUAGCUCCCACUUUCAGGUUGCAGAAAGAGCCCUGUUUCUGUGGAACAAUGAACACAUCGUGAGUUUGAUUGCUCAGAAUCGUAGUGAGGUAUUACCAAUUAUUUUUGAGGCAUUGGAGAAGAAUAUCCAAAGUCAUUGGAACCAAGCUGUUCAUGGACUUACAGUUAAUGUUCGGAAAAUGUUCAUGGAAAUGGAUGCGGAGUUGUUUGAAGAGUGUGAGAGGCAGUACGAAGAGAAAGAGUCAAGGGCCAAAGAAGUGGAAGAGCAACGGGAAAUGACAUGGAAGAGACUGGCUGAUGUUGCAUCUCAGAGAGGGGGAGAUGGCAUGAUCACUGUUUAAUUGGUUUCUCUGGGUUGGAUGGUCCACCAUUAACAAAAAAAGAAAAAAAAAAAGCAUUGUGUGGAUUGGAGACAUUAGAAACUCUCCUCCUCCACAUGGUGGUGCUAUUCUUUUGCCUUAUUUAAUUUUUUCCUCGUCAUUUCUCUUUUAUUUUUUGACCUCAAUCUAAUCUUAAAGAUAUCAGAAAUAGCAACCAUAAAUGUAAUGUUAAGAUGUAUUAAAUUUGUUAGUAAUAUGGUGCACAUGAAGAAUGAUUUGUGCGCAUCUCUUAUUAUUCUCUCUC